AUGGAAUCUAUGAACCACGACAAUCCCAAUCCGGAAGCACCGAUGAGAGCCACCAUUGAAUACAAAAAUGGUAAGACGUUAAUGACACAAGGACCACAAGCAUUGCAUGAACACGUUGCUUCUCGCAUGGAAAAGGCAUUAGGUCGAGCACUUCCUCAAAUGGAAGUACGGUAUAAGGAUGUCUCCAUCUCGGCCGAUAUUACUGUCAAAGAUGAAACAAACCUUAAAGUCGAGCUGCCCACGCUUGCGAAUGAGCUCAUGAGAAGUAUACGAGGUCUAGCCGCCACGAAACACACAGUCAAGAAACAGAUCCUCAAAAACGUCAGUGGUGUCUUCAAACCAGGCACCAUUACACUCGUGCUUGGUCAGCCUGGAUCUGGUAAAUCAUCGCUUAUGAAGCUGCUAAGUGGUAGAUUUCCUACCCAAAAAAACGUCACUAUACAAGGUGAAGUGACGUACAACGGCACACCAGCCAAUGAAUUGCUUCGACGUUUGCCACAAUUCGUCUCGUAUGUCACUCAGAGAGACAAACAUUAUCCGUCACUGACAGUCAAAGAGACACUAGAAUUCGCACACGCUUGUUGUGGUGGAGGUUUCUCAGAACGCGAUGCUCAGCACUAUGUCAAUGGUACACCAGAAGAAAAUCAAGCUGCACUGGACGCUGCCAGGGCCAUGUUCAAGCAUUACCCGGAUAUUGUUAUCCAACAGCUGGGACUUGAAAAUUGCCAGAAUACAAUUGUCGGUGAUGCUAUGAUCCGUGGUGUGUCCGGAGGAGAGCGGAAGCGUGUGACUACUGGCGAAAUGGAGUUUGGUAAUAGGUGUGUCAUGAUGAUGGAUGAGAUUAGCACGGGGCUUGAUAGCGCUGCUACCUUUGACAUUAUUUCGACACAACGUAGUAUUGCCAAAAAGUUUCGCAAGACCAUUGUCAUCUCAUUAUUGCAACCAUCACCCGAGGUUUUUGAGCUUUUUGAUGACAUUGUUAUUCUGAAUGAUGGCUACAUCAUGUACCAUGGUCCUCGAGCGGAGGCCUUGACGUACUUUGAAAACCUUGGCUUCAAGUGUCCUCCACGUCGUGAUGUUGCCGAUUUCCUAUUGGAUCUGGGCACCGAUAAGCAGGGGCAGUACGAAGUCAAUUCAAUUCCAAUGAACAACAUCCCGCAUAAACCGAGUCAAUACGCGGAUGCCUUUACUCGUUCACACAUCUACGGACAAAUGAUGGAAGAACUUCAUAGUCCAGUACCACCAAAUUUGAUUGAAGACAAGAUUAAGCAUAUUGAUCCAAUUCCCGAGUUCCAUCAAGACUUUUUGGAAAGUACUAUUGGCGUUGUGCGACGUCAGAUUACACUCACAAUGCGCGACACGGCAUUUCUUGCUGGCCGCUCCGUCAUGGUGAUAUUGAUGGGCUUAUUGUACGCGAGCGUAUUUUACCAAUUCAAUGAGACCGAAGCUCAGUUAGUAAUGGGUCUCAUUUUUAAUGCUGUUCUGUUUGUGUCGCUGGGACAGCAGGCACAAAUUCCAGUUUUCAUCGCAGCACGUGAGGUCUUUUACAAGCAACGCCGAUCCAACUUUUUCCGUACCUCAUCGUUUGUUCUUUCAAAUUCCGUGAGUCAAAUUCCAUUGGGCUUUGCUGAGUGCCUGGUCUUUGGAACCAUUUUGUAUUGGAUGUGUGGAUACGUUUCCACUGCAAAAGCUUUUCUUCUGUUCGAGGUGAUGCUAUUUCUGACAAAUCUCGCCAUGUCCGCAUGGUUUUUCUUUUUGUCGUGUGCCUCACCAAACUUGAACAUUGCCAACCCGAUUUCAAUGGUUUCGAUCCUUUUCUUUAUCCUCUUCGCUGGAUUCGUUAUUACCAAAGAUCAAAUUCCUGAUUAUCUCAUUUGGAUUUACUGGAUAAAUCCCAUGGCGUGGGGAAUCCGAGCCUUAGCGGUGAAUCAGUACACAGACUCGAGCUUUGACACGUGUGUAUACGAUGGUGUUGACUAUUGCACUGACUACAACAUGACAAUGGGAGAUUACUCUCUGUCGACGUUCGAGGUGCCAACAGACAAAUUCUGGCUGUGGUACGGCAUGGUUUUCAUGGGGGCAUCAUACAUAUCCUUUAUGUUCAUGUCGUUCAUUGCUUUGGAGUACCACCGCUUUGAAAGCCCAGAAAAUGUGACACUUGAUUCUGAAAAUAAUGGAGAGACUUCGGACAGCUAUGGACUCGUUCGUACGCCACGUGCCUCACAGAAUGGAAGCGAUGCUGUGGUCUCAGUGAGUCCCGACAGAGAAAAGCACUUUAUUCCAGUUACGCUUGCAUUCAAGGAUUUGUGGUAUUCUGUUCCUGACCCGACCAAUCCUAAAGAAACCAUAGAUUUACUUAAAGGCAUCAGUGGAUAUGCUCUUCCUGGUACCAUCACUGCACUGAUGGGAUCUUCAGGUGCUGGCAAGACUACACUUAUGGAUGUUAUCGCCGGUCGAAAAACCGGAGGAAAGAUAAAGGGCCAAAUCUUACUCAAUGGUUAUCCCGCUUCCGACCUCGCCAUCCGUCGAUCCACUGGAUACUGCGAGCAGAUGGAUAUCCAUUCCGAAUCGGCCACAAUUCGCGAGGCUCUCACGUUUAGUGCAUUUUUGCGCCAAGGGGCCGAUGUACCGGAUAGUAACAAGCACGAUUCAGUGAACGAAUGUCUUGACCUUCUGGAUUUGCAUCCUAUUGCUGACCAGAUCAUUCGUGGAAGCUCCGUGGAGCAGAUGAAGCGAUUGACUAUUGGUGUAGAGUUGGCAGCUCAACCGAGUGUUUUGUUCUUGGAUGAGCCUACCAGUGGCCUUGACGCUCGCUCUGCAAAACUCAUUAUGGACGGAGUUCGCAAAGUGGCGAAUACAGGCCGCACGGUCAUCUGCACGAUCCAUCAGCCAUCGACAGAAGUGUUUAGCAUUUUCGACUGUCUUUUAUUGCUUAAGCGUGGUGGUCAGACGGUUUUUUCGGGCGAGCUAGGCAAGAAUGCAAGCGCAAUGAUCGCAUACUUUGAGUCAAUCGAUGGUGUGGCGAAACUUGAAGACAAUUACAAUCCUGCAACUUGGAUGCUAGAAGUGGUUGGCGCCGGUGUUGGCAACAGCAACGGUGACAAAACCGACUUUGUCAAAGUUUUCCAGAUGAGUCGAAACUUUGAGAUAUUGCAAUCGAAUCUAAAUCGCGAAGGCGUGAUCAGUCCGUCUCCUUUGUACCCCGAACUGAGCUUUAGCGAUAAGCGCGCUGCGACUGAGAUGACCCAGGCGAGGUUUUUGCUCGAGCGCUUCUUUCGAAUGUAUUGGCGCACGGCAUCUUACAAUUUGACGCGUUUCAGUCUCUAUAUUAUCCUUGGAAUUGUGUUUGGCAUUACGUAUGUCAGUGCAGAAUACGUAUCGUACGCCGGCGUUAAUUCAGGCAUGGGUAUGCUCUUCAGCACAACUGCAUUUCUUGGAUUCAUCGCUUUCAGUAGCGUCACGCCCGUUGCGUCAGAAGAUCGUCUUGCUUUUUACCGUGAGCGCGCAUCCCAAACGUAUAAUGCACUGUGGUAUUUUGUCGGAGCCACUGUGGUGGAGAUCCCGUAUGUCUUUUUUGGAACAAUACUUUUCAUGAUUCCUUACUUCCCGAUGGUUGGUUUCACGGGUGUAGCCACAUUUUUCGCCUAUUGGGUUCACUUGUCAAUGUUUGUGCUGUUUCAAGCUUACUUCGGACAGUUCAUGUCGUAUUUUAUGCCGACUGUCGAAGUUGCGACGAUCUUCGGUGUGCUGCUUCAGAUGAUUUUCUUUCUCUUCACUGGUUUUAACCCUCCUGGAGAUUCAAUUCCAACAGGAUACAAAUGGCUUUACCACAUUACACCGCACAAAUAUGCAUUGGCAUUAGCAACGUCUUUAGUCUUUGGAGAUUGCCCAAGUGAUGGAGAUGGCUCCGAGAUUGGUUGUCAAGUCAUGACGGACACGCCACCUUCCCUUCGUGACAACCUGACGGUGAAAGAGUAUGUUGAAGAGAUCUUUCUGAUGAAGCACAGUGAGAUUUGGAAAAAUUUUGGGAUCGUAUUUGCAUUCAUCAUAGUAUUUCGUCUGCUAGCGUUGUGGGCGCUGCGCUACGUUAACCACCAGAAGAAAUAG
Molecule: messenger RNA, 4107 nt
Organism: Plasmopara halstedii
Lineage: Eukaryota; Oomycota; Peronosporomycetes; Peronosporales; Peronosporaceae
Product: atp-binding cassette superfamily
Exons: 1
Coding region: 1-4107 (1368 amino acids)
Biological process (GO): transmembrane transport
Cellular component (GO): membrane
Molecular function (GO): ATP hydrolysis activity; ATP binding; ABC-type transporter activity
Source: RefSeq, a predicted model, not a curated record